AUGAGUAUCAAAAGAACCAGCAUGUUGUCCUCUACCAGCCUCACAUCUCAGCCGUUUCCAACCGCCGUCUGGAUCGCCGAAACAAGCAAGAAAUUGGCCGGUUUUUACCCAAAAUUUUCAUCGCUCAUUCGGGCGAUUCCGAGCACCAUUUGCUUCGAUCCAGGUAUGGUUUUUCAACCUCUCGAGCUGUUCUUGUUGCUAGUUGUGUUGGUUAGGAGAAAUUUCUGA
Molecule: messenger RNA, 228 nt
Organism: Prunus armeniaca (apricot)
Lineage: Eukaryota; Viridiplantae; Streptophyta; Magnoliopsida; Rosales; Rosaceae
Source: the annotation of a GenBank genome assembly